AUGGAACCUAACAAAGUCGAUUGUCAAGUGCUAGAAAAUGAAACCAAAGGGAACAAAAAUGAAGAAGUUAAUCAAGUAAUAUGUGGAUACGAUAGUUUUCACGAUUACGUUCAGGAUACAUUCGAUACCAUAAAGUUUGGAAUCAAAAGUACUAAUGGUUUACCAAUUGAAUCAAAUUUUAGUUAUUACUCGUGUUUUCCAAAUUUCCUUAAGGGCAAGAAUGAAAAUACGAAAUUGUUGUUGAACAUUAUGCAGCAUUUAUUAGGUACAGUUGGCAUGAAAAGCAACAUGUCGCAUCGUGACAUUGAAGAAAAGUUUGAACUUUUAUUAGAAACAAACGACAUAUUUUUAGACAGAGCUAACACUUUGAUGGACAGAGAAUGUGGCAUUACUAAGAACUCGGAAGUGGAAUUGGUGGUAUCGCGUGUAAUGAGUCAGCCGAUUAAUGGUGGAUGGAACGAUCAAGUUUGUCGGUCACAAGUCACGGAGAAUUCUCAGUCCAUUCGUUUAUUGGCUGGUAAAAAUGUCCAGAGGCCACAAAUAAUGUUCAAAGACAAAAUUGACAAUAGUUUGAAUCCUUGGUGUCCAAGAAUUAAAGACAAACCAAAUUCCUUGAAACCUUUGGCUAUUUAUUUAGAAGAAGGUGAAGAUGGUGAAGUUUUUAAUCACCCUUAUGAAUAUGAACUGGACAUGUUUGUCCCCCCUGGCGAUCAAUUGGAAAAAUCAGAACUAACUAAAUAUAAGUCCCUGGAAGAAACACCCCUAAUAAUCAUGAAAAACCCAUCAGAUAUCAAGUUAUUGAUAGAAGAUUUAAAACGGUACAAAGAAAUUGCUGUAGAUUUGGAGCAUCACUCAUACAGAAGCUUUCAAGGAAUUACUUGUUUGAUGCAGAUUUCGACGAGAGAUACAGAUUAUUUGAUAGAUACUCUAUCGUUGCGAUCUGAAUUACAUGAGCUAAAUGAGAUUUUUACUAAGCGUACGAUAUUAAAAGUUUUUCAUGGUGCAGAUUUAGACAUUCAGUGGCUUCAGAAAGAUUUGUCUCUGUAUGUAGUAAAUAUGUUCGAUACACACCAAGCAGCGAAACAACUUCAUCUGCCGUACUUGAGUUUAGCAUAUUUACUAAAACGUUACUGCAAUGUAGAUCCUGAUAAACAUUUUCAAAUGGCUGAUUGGCGCAUAAGACCAUUACCGGAUGAACUUAUGAAAUACGCUAGAGAGGACACACAUUAUUUAUUAUAUAUAAAGGAUAUAUUAAAAAAUGCUUUAAUAGAGAUUGCUCAUGGACAAAUUAAUAUUUUGAAAGCUGUGUACGAUAGAAGUACAGAGAUUUGUAAAAAGACUUAUAUUAAACCGGUAUGGAAAGAGGAAAGUUGCAUGAUUAUAUAUAGAAAAAGUCAGAAAAUGUUUAAUAACAAACAACUUUAUGCUUUAAAAGAAUUGCAUAAAUGGAGGGAUCAGACCGCCAGAGAAGAAGACGAUAGCAUCGCUUAUGUAUUACCAAAUCACAUGCUGUUGAACAUAGCUGAAACAUUACCUCGUGAAAUGCAAGGAAUUUUGGCGUGUUGUGAUUCGAUUCCACCGUUGGUUCGACAGAAUUUGUUAAAACUACACAAAAUAAUACUGAAGGCUAGGGAACAACCACUUAUUAAACCAGUUAUUGAAGAAGAUAUCAGGCAAAGACUGACACAGAGAAACAGUAUCAACAAUUCAGAAGUGUGGAUGCAUUCUCGUCAUGAUAUUCCUAGUGGUAUGGAAGCAAGGGCAGACUUGCCAUGUUUGUUGGAUGAAGAUAAUAACACGUUAGAAAAGCCAAUCUCAAAUAUUACGGUAGAACAUACAGUGACUGUGUUUGACAGUCCAGUUUCAUCUGAGGACGAGGAGAUGGAAAAGGACGAACAAAAAGGUACUGGAAAGAAAAAAAAAUUUGUCUUUAUAAGCCCGUUUGAACGAUACAAACGGGUUAUACCUAUGAUAGCGGAAGAAGAAGCACGAGAAAGAGAAAGGCAAAGAAAAGAAGAAGAGAAUAACCUAAAGAAGAAAGAGAAGGAGUUGGAAGAAAGUAAAAACCGAGUUUAUGAACAUUUUAAAAAAGUUUCUCAAAUCGUGGCAGGAGAAAGUAUAUCGGAAUUACCACGAAAAUCAUCUCAGAUUCCACUGAGUCAAAUGUCGGGACGUAAAAGAAAACGAGAUUCAAACAUUAACAAACAAGAUGAUACACAGAAGGAAAAAGCUGAAGAUAACUCGUUAAAUCUAGCCUCGCUGGAAACCAGAAUUAGUUGCCAUGAAAAGCAAGAUUCAAAUGAAACUGAGCAUUUAAGAGAAAAAAGUAUAAACCAGAAUCAGAAACAAAUAUCGAAUAAUGAAUCUGUUAAUUUGUUACGGUCGAGAAAGAAAGGGGAAAAAAAUCGUAUAAUUAAGGAUUUAAAACAAAAAGACAUGAUGCCGUCAAAAGUAUUCGACUAUAAAGCUGUAGAUUUCAGUACUUUCCAAGGAGGUAGUAAAAACACGUCGAACCAAACAAACUUUGAACAAACAAUGUUUCCUGCAAUUUCGGCCAUGCAGAGUCAUAUCUUUGAAACGAGUGCAAAAACAGACACACGCGGGUAUCAUGUAGAAAAAAAUUUAUCAAGUUUUCGUAGUAAAAAUUCAACAGAUUUUAUUUUUCCAAUCUUGAAUUCCUCGAGUUUUGCUCACUACCAAAUACUUUCCAAAGAAAAUCAAGAAGUGGAUUGUUUUGGCUUGGGAAGAGGAUUAGCUACAAUCUUGGAAUGGCUGUUUCUGAUCAAUCCAAAUGGAACAAAUGCUUUGAAUGUUCAAUUUUUGCUUUCUUCGAGAAGACAACCACACCGCGUUCAGGUAUUUAUCGGUAAACAGUUUGGUUUGGAGUGGACAGAUUUUCAAAUCGAGCGAAGGACAAUUAUGAUAGUUCACGGAUUCUUGUCGAAUGGCCAACAAUCGUGGAUCAAUGAAAUGGAAAAGGCAUUUCUUCAAUGGGUGAUUACAUUACAUUUAAAUUAUCAAAGACGUUAACGUCGUCGUCGUAGAUUGGAGUGCCGGGGGCAAUACUUGGAACUACUACAAAGCGGCAGUUAACACACGAGUAAUAGGUUAUCAAAUUGCAAGAUUUCUAGAACAUGUACAGAACACAAGCAUGCAUGAGAAUGAUUGGGGACCAUUGCAUUUAGUAGGCCACAGUCUUGGUGCACAUAUUUGCGGAUUCGCCGCGAAGGAACUGAAGAAAAAACAAAGUAAAUGGAGAGUUGAAAGAAUAACAGGAUUGGAUCCUGCACAACCUUGUUUCAGGGACGUUGAUUUCACGAUGAAGCUUCACAAAUCUGAUGCAUCGUUCGUUGACGUUAUCCAUACCAAUGGGAAAUUGCUCUCGCAAAUAGGAUUAGGUUUACCAGAACCGAUAGUGAUUAAUAAGGCUGUGUGCAGUCACGGACGUUCGUACGUUUACUUGACGGAGUCGUUGAUAUCCGAGAUUAAGCACAAUUGCACCUUCUGGGCACAUCAUUGGGAUUUGUCGUAUCGAAAUUUGAUACAGCGAGUGGCAGCAGAGUUUUGCGAUAAAAGUACCUGUACCGAGAUGGGCAUAAACGCGAUGAAUUAUCCUCAGCGAGGGACAUUCUUUGUCACAACUUCCAACGUUCCACCGUUCUGCAGUAAGUAAGAUGUAUUGCCAUACACUUUUAUACAAAUGUGAAGCUACCAGUUGUAGUGAUAAAAAUCUUUUGAUAUUUGCAGUUAACGAUAGUCGCAUAAUUAAUGAAGUAAUGGCGCAAUUGGAGAGGGAUUACGCGGAUGAACUUUGCGAUUAA
Molecule: messenger RNA, 3821 nt
Organism: Heterotrigona itama
Lineage: Eukaryota; Metazoa; Arthropoda; Insecta; Hymenoptera; Apidae
Source: the annotation of a GenBank genome assembly